AUGACAGCCACUGAACCGUAUUUGGAAGCCAUGUCCUCGUCCACACUGGCGCGCAAGCCCGAAAAGACGACAAAGGCGCGUCCUGAGAAGAAGCGAAAGCGUAGGCCAACCCAAGACGAAGAUGAACCAGUCAAGCGGAAAAAAACCAAGUCGCAUCAGCCCCGAACUGCCAGUGCGACACCAGAAUGUGACGAAGAAAUUUCUCCUUUUCACCUACAAACUUCAUCACUAUUCCUCCCGCUCGCCCCUAUCUCUCAAAAGUUUCCCGUAGAAGGCAUGUGCGCUGAACACCUCUCUCCGCUAAUCCUCACAUAUUACCCACCAUUUAAUGGUCUGAUUCUCUCGUACAGCAACCCGAAACUAUCGCAAAAUCCGUUCAAUGACGAUGGAGAUACUGUACUGCUAAAAAGCAUCGACGAGUAUGGUGUAAGCUGGGCCUGGGUCACGGCUGAAUUCCUCGUACUGAAGCCGGAGAAGGGCGCAUGGCUAGAGGGUUAUAUCAAUCUACAAAACGAUGGCCAUUUAGGUGUUGUUUGUUGGAACCUAUUCAAUGCAAGCAUCGAGCGCAAACGACUUCCCGCAGACUGGGAAUGGAGGGAUAGUUGUGAAGCUCAGAUUGAUGAAGACGAUAAAGACAACCAACCUCUUGCGGGAGAAACUAGCGGCUACUACAUCGAUGGCCAUGGAGAUAAGGUUGAAGGAAUGAUCAAAUUUAGGGUGGCAGACGUAGAGUCAAGCCAGGAUAGAGAAAGGGGAUUUUUGACCAUAAUGGGUACAAUGCUAAGUGUCGAGGAAGAGUCACAACUAGUAAUCAGCGAAAAGUCUCAAGGCCCAGAAGCUCGCUCAAAGGCUGGGAGACGUCUCGGGGGUCCCAAUGCCUUGGGUGCCACUAAUCUUGGCGUUAUUGUCGACGGGGCAGCAAGUGAUAAGGAUGAGAUCAAAUAUAGGCCAAGACGUUGA
Messenger RNA from Blumeria graminis f. sp. triticale, 960 nucleotides. The record is from the annotation of a GenBank genome assembly. Lineage: Eukaryota; Fungi; Ascomycota; Leotiomycetes; Helotiales; Erysiphaceae.